AUGUCUGAGCGAGGCGCAUUCCGGGGUCGAGGCGGAGGUAGAGGAGGCGACCGCGGCGGCAGAGGCGGCGGCCGUGGGGGCGCACAAGCUGGAGGUGCUGGUGGACAGACCGAGCGACCAAAGAAAGAGAACAUCCUUGACCUGAGCAAGUACAUGGAUAAGCAGAUCACAGUCAAGUUCAGCGGUGGAAGAGAAGUCAUUGGCACACUCAAAGGCUACGAUCAGCUCAUGAACCUCGUUCUAGACGAGGUCAAGGAGGCCUUGACUGACGAGGACGGCAACAUCCGGUAUCGCAAGCUCGGUCUCAUCGUCGCACGCGGCACCCUUCUGGUUGUCAUCUCGCCCGUCGACGGAAGCGAAGAGAUUCCGAACCCAUUCAUACAGGAAGAAGAAUGA
Molecule: messenger RNA, 396 nt
Organism: Alternaria atra
Lineage: Eukaryota; Fungi; Ascomycota; Dothideomycetes; Pleosporales; Pleosporaceae
Exons: 3
Coding region: 1-396 (131 amino acids)
Biological process (GO): mRNA splicing, via spliceosome; nuclear-transcribed mRNA catabolic process
Cellular component (GO): Lsm1-7-Pat1 complex; U6 snRNP; spliceosomal tri-snRNP complex
Molecular function (GO): RNA binding
Source: RefSeq, a predicted model, not a curated record